AAUUCGUAGUUGCAUCUUCUCUGAAGAGAUUAAAUCAAUGUCUUUAUGAGUAUGAUAUGAAGAAUAUGGCAUAUAACGCACUUGCAAAAAUUCCAGGUAUUGGCAAGAUAACGAAUUAUGGAAAAGGGAAUGAACGUUUAAGUGAAGCGCGUAACCAAAAAGACCUUGCAACUUCUGCUUUGGUGUACGUUGAAGCUAUUAAUAACCUUGAAAUAGCUCAUGAAAAACAUCCUACUCUUGGUGAGAUCAAGGAAACCCUAACACAGGCACGCAAAGAAUAUGAAGAGGUCAAAAAAAAACUACCUUUAUCUGAAAUUAUCGAAAAUAAAUUUUUUAAGAAAAAUCAUGUUUCAAAAAAAAAAAAUCUACCUCCGGAUGAAGAUCAUGAGCCCAAUGAUACUCGACAAUUGGUUUGUGAGCUACACCGAGAAGAUGUAUCAUACGAGCAAAUGGAGGAAUCAUGCACAUCCAAAAUUGGUGCAAGAAGUAAUGGCGUAAUGGUGUUAUCACAUUUGCCAGAUUCAAAGAAAGAACUUUAUAGAGAUUUAAUGGAAACUUUUGUCAAUAAAAUUAAAGACUCAACUACUUUCCGUCCGUAUUUAUUGGAAGGUUUAUCUCAUAUUAUCCGUCAGGCAAACCCAAUACACCGAGAGCCAGAUGAUUUGGUUGGCAUUUUAAAAGUUUUAAACAAAAAGUUUGAUCCUCAUGUUCAGAAUAAGAACAAACUGAUUGAAAUGACGAGAACAUUGGGGCAGCUAUUUGAUGCGAUGGCUGAUUGUAAAGUACAAGAUCUUGAAUAUGAAGAAUUAUACAAACCCUUAUAUAAUAAUCUUAAAAGUUUAAAUAGCGAUAGUAAUCAAGAACUAAGUUAUCAUGCAAAGUAUGCCUGUCAAGCUUUAAUUUGCAUACCAAAUAAUAAAAGUCCAUGGAAGGAAUUCCUACAAGCCGUUCAAGGGAUAAUAAAAUUUGCAGGUGCUGUUAAAAAUAUAGACCCGGGAAAGCUACCAGAUGCCUUCAAAGACCUUAGUGAAGGGCUUGAAAGCAUUAUAAAUAUAACAGUAGAUUUGAUAAAAGAGAUUAAAUCAGUAAAAGAGGGAGUUGACAAUAUAAAACAGGACUUCAGCCUGGAGAUACAUCGCAAAUGGUAUUGGGCAUUACGAUUUACUGAUUUCUUUAUCCAAAGUCAUAAAUUUGCAAAUUCUGAAUUGGAUACUGACAUUCGCAAAGGUGCUAUAGACUUUUUAAAUAAUAUUUGUCAAAACAAAGAUCAAUGGGGAAGUCAUCCGAAGCUUAAUGAAUGGAUCUUAGAACAUUUGAAAUUACCAAAAUGCAUACAAGCUUCUGAUUCAUCAAUUCCAACUACCCUACUAAAAGAUAUUCUGUCUAAGCAGGCAUUAAAUAAAUCUGUGCGACCCACUCAACAGAGUGACUUGAAAAAAGUCAGAGGAGAUAUGUCAGAAUUAAAUGGACUAAAAGAUAAAUUCUUUUCAGACAUGAGUGAAUUUGAAGAAGACUUUAAACUGUAUGUCAAACUACAGGGUGCAUGGGAAGUAUCGAUUAUAAAACUAUUUGAUACUAAAAGAGAAAUGACUUCUGAAUGCAAAGAGGGUUAUGUAGAAGAUGUAGUUAAUAGAUUUUUAAAUUCAAAAGAAGAGCUGACUUCAAAUGAUAAAAAAGUUUUGGAGGUAGCUGUUAAUCUUUCGAAUUCAAUGUAUAUAACAUCUAUAAUAAAGGCAGUUAAUAGCUUUUUUGCUCCUGAGAAUAAAUUAACUUUGGAAGAUGAAAGUGAACUCAAAAAAGUUGCCAAUCAAAUUUUGGAUUUAAAAGUUAAUAAGGCACUAGAACUUCAGGAGAUAAUAAUAAGCAAAUUUUUGCAUUCUUCGAUAAAUAAAGAAUUAUUAAUGGAAGCGAUCAAUAAUGUUUUGAAGAAGAAUUCGAUAAUCAUAGAUGAUGAGGAUGUAAAAUUUCUGGAAAUAAAAGCAAAUACUUAUUCGAACUUAAAUGAUAAAAAAUGUAUGGCAAAUGAGUUUCUGGCUUUUAAAGCCAAAAAAAAAUUAGAAAUUGCCGUUAAUAAAAUAGUUUUCUCGAAAUGUAAAAAGGUACUAUUGAUAUUGGGCAUGGGGGGUACAGGUAAAUCAACUUUUUGCCGCCAUCUUGCUCGUCAUUUAUGGAGAAAAUACGACAAGUCAAACAAGUUGCAAUCACCUAUUCCUUUAUAUAUACCAUUAGCGCGACUUAAAGGAGCA
Molecule: messenger RNA, 2246 nt
Organism: Racocetra persica
Lineage: Eukaryota; Fungi; Glomeromycota; Glomeromycetes; Diversisporales; Gigasporaceae
Source: the annotation of a GenBank genome assembly